Molecule: messenger RNA, 2493 nt
Organism: Sander lucioperca (pikeperch)
Lineage: Eukaryota; Metazoa; Chordata; Actinopteri; Perciformes; Percidae
Gene: xrra1
Product: X-ray radiation resistance associated 1
Exons: 17
Coding region: 439-2364 (641 amino acids)
Cellular component (GO): nucleus
Molecular function (GO): protein binding
Source: RefSeq, a predicted model, not a curated record
AAUAAAAAGAACACGGGUCGAACGUAAAUUCGCCUUGGUGAGUAAUUGGAUACCGUGUGUUAUAUAUAUGGAAAACUGCGACAUCUUCGUAACAAUAUAUGUUUUGUGUGUUAAAGUAUCUUAACGUGGCUAGGUGGACUAUUAUCUUAUCAUUGAAUUCAAUCUUUGACGUCUAGGCUGAUGGGUUUCUUCUGCUUCCGCCUCCGCCUGUAAAAAAAUAAAAAAAAAUAAAAAUAAAACACUCAUGUUUACUAUUUACCGCCACCCUCUGGGCAGGAGGCGCAGCUCUCGACAUGCUGUUGCUAGGAUACAGGGCACUACAGUGUAUCUCAAGAUCAAGAUAUAUUGUAGCAAGUAGUCGGGUCAGUUCACUUUGUGAAACGCGUAAUUAACACAUGAAAAGUUGUUUUCGAUAAAUGGAUCUCACAAGCAAACAAGAUGACUGCAGCAUGCUAUAAAUUUGAUGGUGGCCAGACUCAGAGCAAUCCUACCAAAUGUUUCCCACCCUGGACAUUACCCCGUCGAAGGAAGGAAGGUGCUGGUCAUUGGCUUGUGUCUUACAGAAAGGCAGAGGAGCAGAGAUGCAGGGAUGUUCAUAGAAGAAUUAAAGAAUUUGAGAACAGGGGGGCUGAUUUUACAUAUGGUAACACAUUAGAUGGACUCUACUUGCUCCAAUUACAUUGUGUUGACAAGCCGUCUGAGCUCUGCUCUGUUGACAUCAGUGAGCAGAAACUGAAUGCUGUCAAGGCAGAAGACCUCAAGGUGUUUGACAAUGUUGCUUACAUCAAUGCAUCUAUUAACUCCCUCUCUUUAGGUUCUUUCAGCAGUUUUGUGUCUUUAAGAGAACUCAAUCUGGCAUUAAACGGGCUAUGCAACAUGAAAUUUGAUGCUGCAGACUUCCCUCAUCUCGAGGUUUUGGAUUUGUCCUACAACAGUUUGUCAGCUGAUGAUAUUGUUUCUAUUGGUCGGCUUUCACGUCUAAACGUCCUUCAUCUGACUGGAAAUCAGCUUCAUCAUCUUCCUCCUAAUCUGGGUUCCUCCAGCCAUGACCCAACUCAGCCGGCUAAAGAAGAAGACACACAGUUUAAAGCACUUGAAGUCCUGAUGCUUGACGAUAACAAACUGUCAUCUGGAGUCUUCAACAGUCUUGCAAACCUUAAGAGGCUAAAGUAUUUAAACCUGCAGGAGAACCACAUUUCUGAUAUACCAUAUUUGCAACUUCCGGGCUGUUCCCAACCUUUGCAGACUCCUAUUGAAGUGCAAGCUGAAGAAGAGGAACUUGCCCACACUGAGACAAAUCUGAAUACCAUUGAACAUUUCAAGAGCAUCUCACAGAUCUCUCACAAGGAAAAUUAUGAGGAGCACUGCAAAAGAUCCAGUUUCCCACUACCAGAGCUUCAGUUCCUCAAUUUAGCCAACAACAAGAUUGCAGAGGAGGAAGCACUGAUGGCCGUCGCUCUUUUCCCGAUGCUUCGAGAAAUUGACAUUCACUCCAACCCUCUGACCACACAGAGAAGUGGAGACCCUCCCUUACUGACCUAUUACCUCCAUGAGAGACUGGGGAUUACGAUUAAGCGUAAGAAGACACAGGAGGCGGUGAAGCUCCCACUGAAGGUGUCCACUGAUCCAAAAUGGAAGGUGGAAGAAAGAAUCCCAAAGAUGCCAAUGUUGAUGGAUGCACCCUGUCCUGCUCAAACUCAGGUAGAGAAAAGUAAGAUGACUGUCAAGAGAACACCAGAAUCUGAGGGCAAGAAUAGCCGAGACGACACCCUCCAAGAAAACACAGAGCACUUCUUUGUAACUCAGGCAACAGAUGUUCCUCAAUGUGAGUUUGAUCUUCAAGCUGAUGAUAAAGAAAUUGCAGAGAACAAGCACGAUGCCAAUUCUGAAAGAUUCACAUGCUACAAAAUGUUGAUGGAUGCAAAACCAGAUCCUGAUGAUGUGGUGGAGCCCAUCAGAAUUCAAACAGCUGUUCGGAUGCUGGAACACACACUGAAGAAUCUUAACGUUUACAGAGACUCAAAACCAAAACUUGAUAGCAUUCAGACGCCAUACAGAGAAAGAGAGAAAAGGAUUAAAGAACUUCCACCUUUGAAGCCAAUAAAGAAGCCAACUGCAAGGGUUGAUGAAAUGAUCAAGGAAAUUAAAGAGCAUACAACGAUCAGAGAAGUCCCCUUAAGCAGUGCCAUACAAGGCACAGGUGUUAGCAAGCAAGAGCAUAAAGAAGCUCUGUCGCUGCUGAGGGACAUGAAGACAAAGCACAAGAUGGUCCAUAAGAAAACAAUGGAACAAGCAGCCAGCAUUGAGUCUGACAGAAACACCAACCAAAACACAGCUGCACCUCCACCUGUGCAGAUGAUCUAAUUUAUAUGCAAGCGCUUAGCUAAACUGUGAUUUUCUACCUACACCUUGUUGAUGUUGGCAUACAAAUGGUGUGAGUGGAAUUGAUGAGAAAACCAACCAUGUCAAAAAUAAAAGUGGUGGUUGCAUGUC